Paramacrobiotus metropolitanus is the source of this 1111-nucleotide messenger RNA. RefSeq lists its product as uncharacterized. The transcript has 2 exons. The coding region runs from base 158 to 832 and encodes 224 amino acids. The record is from RefSeq and is a predicted model, not a curated record. NCBI's taxonomy places the organism in Eukaryota, Metazoa, Tardigrada, Eutardigrada, Parachela, Macrobiotidae.
AUUAUUAGACUCCGGAAAUCUUUUUUGCCAUUUGUAAUUUGCUUCGGUUUAUCAAAAUUUUUAAUUCCUCUUUUAGUCUUUUUUUGUAGGAAAUUCAGUCAGAAUUUGAAAAUAACGAUUAAUUUGAUCGUUUUAGUCUAACACAGAAGUGCUUACAAUGUUUGGAUGGAUUAAGAAUCGCGUAAAACGGCUGCCUGGUGUGGGACACCUGUGGGGCCUCUACUUGUGGUACACCGGACACGAGGAUGAAGCCUGGGAUACGCUUCGUGCGGCCACAAAGAGUGCGCUGGUUGCUUUCUACGCCUACAUUUCUGCUAAGCUGCCCAUCCGGUGGGUUCCCAAGUGGAUUCGUAGCCGCAUCACUCAGGCUCUCAUCGGGUAUUUCGGAGUGUACAUCACAGGCAUCCUGGACGAAGAAACGCAGGCUCCAAAAACGUCCAGCAUGUAUUUAGGACGAGUUCAAUGGGAGGGCUAUUGGAUCACCAUAGAAAAAACCUUGGAGAAUACCAGGAUUCCCAGUUACGAUUGGAAGAUGUACUUCGAGAAUAUUCGUCUGCUCAUGGAAGAGGCUUGGCCAGGCAGUAGUGGCGCUGUUGUAACCACCGGAUUGAAAUCCGAUGUAGUGGAAAGGCUGCAUGCUAUUCUUCUUUCCAGUGCCAGAAGAAUUUCGUUCUCCGAAAUGGAUAACAUUGUGGGCCAGGUGAUGCGCUCCUUCGCGUUUGAAAACCGGGAAAAAAGCCUAGAUCCGCGUCGGAAAACAAUAGAUGCGUUGCGGGAACAAUUUGGAAUGAGCCUUCUGGGCGCUCUUUCGCAGAUAGAUCGUCAGAUGUGAUCUUGGUCAUCAGGUUCUCCAUUCUUCUGUGAUUUGCAUGAGUUCAAGGGUUGUCUAUGCACUGAAAACGGUGCACUUGUAAAUAUUUUUUUAACUUUAAGCCGUGUUGUCUCUUUUACUUAAAAUUAGGAAAGUUUCCAGCAUGAAGCUGAAAAAUGAAAAUCCGGUUUUUAUUAUUUUAUUAAUUUUUAUUUACUUAGUGCUUUUUUCAUUGUUGAAUGGGAUUGGAUUCUUUAUUGUUGUUUUUAUGUCACGCGUUUGAAUAAAAUUUAGUCUUGG